This is a messenger RNA of Coniosporium apollinis CBS 100218, 948 nucleotides long. RefSeq lists its product as uncharacterized. The coding region runs from base 1 to 948 and encodes 315 amino acids. NCBI's taxonomy places the organism in Eukaryota, Fungi, Ascomycota, Dothideomycetes. Gene Ontology annotation, biological process: ubiquitin-dependent protein catabolic process; protein ubiquitination. The record is from RefSeq and is a predicted model, not a curated record. Gene Ontology annotation, molecular function: ubiquitin protein ligase activity. Gene Ontology annotation, cellular component: nucleus. The transcript is spliced from 2 exons.
AUGCCCCAGAAAUGCAACGUCUGCAUCUCCAUCGCCUACGCCAGCACCCACCACUGCAUUGAGCGCGCCACCGACUGCGACUGCCCCAUCUGCGGGGAUUACCUCUUCACGUCGUCGACCUCGGCGGUCUCCAUCAAAUGCGGACACUACAUGCACCGGACGUGCUACGAGAGCUACAUGGAGACCGACUACAAGUGCCCGAUCUGCAAGAAGUCCGCCGUGAACAUGGAACUGCAGUGGCGGAAGCUCAAGGACGCCACCAACGCGCAGCCCAUGCCGCCCCAUGUCAAGUACCACUGGGUCGGGAACAAGUGCGCGACGUGCGACAGCUUCAACACGAAUGAGCUGCAGUUGCUCAGCGGAGGGGAGCAGUGUCUGCCACCUCCGCCGGGCCAGCAACAGCAACAGCAACAGCAACAGCAGCAGCAGCAGCAGCAGCAGGAGGAAGAGGGAACCGAAGCCCCAACCAUCUCCCUCGGCACCAACCUCCCACCCGCAGUCCUAACCCCGCAGCCCGUGCGCCGGCUCGCGCCCGCCACGUUCCGGGAAGUGCGCCGACCGUCAGGCUCGUAUUUCCUCAGCGCGGCCGAGGAGCGGGCCGCCGAGCGGUCGCGGCCGGCGUCGGCGACGGCGAUUUCGGCCAUGGCGGCCGUGGAGAACGGCCGCGAGCUGGCGUACGGGAUGCUGGCGCGGAUGAGUCGGAGCUUGUCGCCCAUUAGGAGGUAUAUCGAGGGUGGGGAUGUGGCUAUGACGGAUGCGGAUGCGGAUGAGGAGGGAGAGGAGGGGAGGGCAGGGGGCGGUGGUGAGGAGGGGGAAGGGCAGGAGGACGAUGGGAGCGAGGAGAGCGACGAGGAGAUGGAUGAGGGGGAGUAUUCGAAUGAGGACGAUGAUGCCGAUAUGGAUGAUGGGGAUGAGCUGGAUCGGAUUGAGCUUUUAGGAUAUCGGUGA